This is a messenger RNA of Salmo salar (Atlantic salmon), 11582 nucleotides long. Lineage: Eukaryota; Metazoa; Chordata; Actinopteri; Salmoniformes; Salmonidae. The record is from RefSeq and is a predicted model, not a curated record.
AUGGAGGGGCUGGUGGCCAGGGAGUGUCCAGACAGCUCUACUAAAGGGGAGUCAGAUACAGUCCCACAAAACAACUCUACAGGGUGGUGUUGUGACUCUGUCUGUCUGCCGUGUGGAGAUGGGAAGGACAUGUUGGCUGUAUACAGAACACUGGGGCCUUACAUCCGGAAUGUCAGCCUGGCCGUACUGACUGACACAGUGCACUCUGGGAUGCCUUUCCUCUUGGAGGUUUCUGGAUACCUGGCGGCUCCUCCCACUCAGCCAAUAGGGAUAUAUGGCCUGGAAGGAGAGAACCUAUCGUCUGUGGACGUUCAAUUCAGUGGGAAGGGCCACAAAGAUCAAAGUUCACACACCGUCAUCGUCCAGGACGAUGGCUUCUUCACCUUCUCCUCUGAUUGGAUGCUGGAAAACCCUGGAACAUACCAAAUUAAGAUCUCAGUCUCCAACCUCCUCUCCCAGCUCUUCUCCUCCCUCUAUCUCUCCGUCUUGCGUCCCUCUCCAGAGGGGUUGGAGGUCAGCCUGGUCCAGGGGCAAGGGGGUACCCCCUACUGCCUGCCCUACCCAGCCCAGGACACACUAUCCCAGGCUCUGGAGAAGGCCUACCUGGGUGAUAUCCUCACCCUCCAGGCAUAUGUAGGAGCUGGAAUCAGGCUGCAGUUCCACUGGAGAUUCUUCAGUGAUGCUGAAAAGGAAGAGGAAGAGGAGGGGAAGAGGAGGGAUGUAAAGAUAGACUGCCUUCCUGAUUCUGAUUGUCUGAGCAGCACUGUGAACCAACUGUUUAAAACUGAGGGGAUUCACACUGUCAAGGUCAAUGCUUCCAAUAUAUAUGGCUGGACUGAGAAAACCAUCCAUAUUGCGGUGGUGAGGCGGGUUGUGUGUGAUUUGACUCUGGAGAGUCGGUCUGGGUACCAUCUGGCUGCUGGUCAGAACAUUUCUGUGGACCUGCAGCUCUACACCACGCAGAGACAGAGCCUACUGCUCAACCUCACACUGACCUACCAGGGAAAACACAGCGUCAACCAAGACCAUGUCCACAACCUCAACCAAACCUUCAACCAUGACGAUGCUGACCAUGAAAACAAUCAAAACCAUGACCAAACAGAAGAUCACAACCUCAAUCAAAACCAAACCUACAACUUUACCCUAGCACUUGAACUCAACCACAACCAAACCCACGGUCAUGACAAUGACGAUCACACCGUGCCCCUCCGAUUCACCCACACCCUCUCCCUGUCCUCCUACCCCCAGCCCUCCAGCCCCCUGCACCUCCGCUCCUCCUAUGGCCAGACCAGCUGCCACCUCCAGUUCCACCUGCACUACCCCCUCCCCUCCACCGUGGGACAGUAUACCCUCUCAGCCACAGUCUUCUCCCUCUCUGAUCCUGCUGUGCCGCUACUCUCCGCCUGUCUCCCUUGUCCCCUGGUGGUGUACGACCGCAUACGCACCCUCUGGCCAGCUGGAACGUGGAGCUCUGUGGUUCAGUCACGGUCAGAACUCAACCUCACGGUCACCAGCCAGGCUGACUGUAUGGGUUCUAAGGUGCUUUGGACAGUUGCUAGGGGCAACACCACUGUGUUCAACAGGAUCACGGAGGCCUGGACCGUGACCAUGACAUUCUCGAUCGCAGGGACCUAUCUGGUCACGGUCAAAGCCUUCAACCCAAUCAGCUGGGUUGGCUUCCACACACACUUCCUGGUCCAAGAUCCAGUCGGCGAAUUGUUGUUGAAUGUUCCAAGAGUGGUCACGGUCGACUGUCCGACCGCAGCGUUGUUCACCAUCACAACAGGGUCGAACAUGUCUGUGGUGGUGUUAACGAACACAUCCGUUCUGUACCAGAACAACAACUACACAGCAGGGGAGGAGGUGUCCGUGGGUUUGUUGUUUGACUGUACUGGGACCACUGAGGUUGAGGUCAGAGCUGAGAACCUAGUCUCCUCUGAGAACAGGUCCGUGAACGUGUGUGUUCAGCUGGUCAGGAAGUGGUCACACACGGUCACCAUGGAUAUAACUCUACCACCGGUCACUGGGCCGAGCCUAGCCCUCAGUACCAAGGUAAAUGCAGUUUUGAUAUUAGCACACGAGGUAACCACGGAGGAGCCAAUUGGUGACGUCCUCUUGGUGUUGGCCACAUCUGCCGUGAUCCGAUUAGCUGACUUCAUCAAAGCAACAGCGAUCGUGGUCAGAGGCGGGGCCUUGGUGUUUGAGUGGCAGGUGUCUCUCCCAGAACUCACCACUCACAGUCACACAGACAGGAACACCAGUGUGAGCUCCCUUCAUCACCAGGCAGUCGUUCCAGGGAUGUAUAACAUUACCGUGACAACCUACUGUCCCCUGGGCCACACCUCAGUCAGCCGACACCUAGAGGUCAGGGUUCAUGGCCCCGUGGGUCACGUUCAGGUCCAGUACCCAUUUGGGUUGGAUUGGGCGGCGCUCCACCUGCAAGCUGUUGGGACCUACGCCACAUCCCUCCUCCUGUUCAGAGGACACUCCUUCUCCCACAGCGGCCAUUUUCUUUUUGACUUCGGAGACGGGUUGCCAACUUCAUAUGUGAACGGUGUCUCUCAUUUGCUGGGAAAGACAACAUCCACCUAUCACCAGUUCACUAAAGAGGGAGUGUUCCAGAUCAGAGUGUGGGCCUAUAAUGAGUUCUACAGAAGUAUGGCUACGGAACAUGUGUUCUAUGUAGAGAAGGUUCCAGCGGGUCUAGAACUCUCUGCCAACUCAAGUGUGGUCCAUAAGAACCAGGUGGUUCUCUUUGAGGCUCUGUUAGAACAGGGAACUAACGUCUCCUACACCUGGAGUAUGGGAGACCAGACCACCUAUGUCAAUGCAGGUGCUGUAGUGUCCCACAUGUUCCUGUCUGUGGGUGCGUUUGAGGUGUGUGUGUUGGCUGAGAACAAAGUGGGGAGUGUGAGCCACUGUGUCCCCGUCUCUGUGCUGAACCGGAUGCAAUCUGUGAGUAUCCACACAGAGAAGCAGGCGUAUGCCACAAACACUGAUAUAACAUUCCAGGCCCAGACAGAAGCACCGGACCCUGUGGAAUUCCUCUGGCACUUUGGAGAUUCCCGACCACUUCGGACCACGUCACGCUCCUUCAAAAAGACAUACCACACACCUGACAGGUACAGUGUGGUGGUGGUAGCCUCCAACGGGCUGAGCUCCUUCACCUCCGAGGUGCAUCCUGUCCUGGUCCAGAUUGCUGUGCGUCCUAACAGAUUGCUCUUCCAGCCGUCUGUGGUUCUGAAGCACACCGCCAGCUUCACCUGUAGGGUCAACUCUGGAACCAACCUUUCCUUCUCCUGGAGCUUUGGAGACGGAACCUCCAGGACGGGAGGGAACACAGAACAGCAUGUGUUCCACAGGACAGGAGAGUUCACGGUUGAGGUGACCGUGUCUAACCUGGUCAGCUCUGCCUCCCUGACUGCACAGAUGUUUGUGGUCGACCGCCCCUGUAAACCUCCAGCUGUUAAAAACAUGGGACCGCUCAAGAUACAGGUACGGAGGUAUGAGCCAGUGGGUCUGGGGGUGACGUAUGAGGCAGAGGUCCAGUGUGAUGUGUUCCAGGGUCUGGAGUACAACUGGUCUCUAUAUACAUCUACAGGCCUGCCUGUACCUCUACCUCCUGUUGACACAGACAGACAGAGCAUCACCCUACCCAGCCACUUCCUACACUAUGGUAUCUACACCGCUAUAGCUAGGGUCCAGAUCGUGGGCAGUGUGGUGUACAGUAACUACAGUGUAUGUGUGGAGGUGGUGCCCAGUCCUCUGGUCUCCUUCAUCCAUGGAGGCACCAACGUGUUCCUCAGCAGCAGAAACAGCAGCGUUAUCUCCCUCAACGGACAACUCUCCUAUGACCCCGACUACCCCAUGAACCACCUCAGCUAUAGCUGGACCUGUAAGCCAGUCAGUGCCAUCGACAGCUCCUGUUUCGAUCAAUAUGUGCCCACCUCCUUCUCUGUGAUCGUGUUUCCAGUGGGGUUCCUGAAACGGGACUUUGACCAGUUCAGGUUCACGCUCACGGUCCAGAGUGGAGAACGCUCAUCUACAGCUGACACCUUCAUCACGGUCACACCCAGCCUGCUCAGGAGAGUGUCAGUGUAUUGUUACCAGUGCCAGGGGGACGCAGUGAACUGGGACCAGUCGUUCUCAGUCAGAGCAGUGUGUGAUAGCUGUGGCCCCUCCCCCAGAACCAUCAGCUACACCUGGACUCUCUACCUGGUCAACUCCUCCAGUAAGGUGGACACAGACGUCCCCUUCUGCCACAGUGUGGAUCUGAGUUUUCCCUCCAACAUCAUUGGUGGCCCUACCUUUCCCCUGCCUCCAGCCCUGACUCUCACCCCUCCAUCAUCACCCCCGCACACACCCUCAACCACAGCCAGCGUGAUGUCCUCAUCCACAGAGAUAUCCUCAAAUAUGACAUCAAUCCCAGCCAGCUUGGUGACCGGUCUGAUGUCAUCAAACGUGACCAGCAAUACUGAGAUACAAACUACAACCCCCACAACACCCGACCCAGUCCCCGUGCCUCCCUUCCCCCCGUUGCCCCUCCCUUCUCCAUCACCUGGUGGUCGCCCCCGGAAACAGAGGUCACAGGGGUCAGUAGAACUUCAGAGAAUCAAUAGCACAGCUGGGAACAACCCUUCACCAAACUCCUCCCCCGAGCCCAUCUCUGUUCCAAUCAGCUUCACUCCUGAAUCACCUGAGCCAGACUUGGGAGGGUUUGACCCCGGUGGGCCCCCUUACCCCAUCUCAGAGUACCCUGUAGUUACCUUUGACGACGGCAGCAUCCUUUACUCUGCCCCCCUCGGCCAGAGUGACAUCGUCGAGGUGUUCCCCAUCGAUCCCGAUUUUCCCACUGACUACGACUUCCCUUUCCCCGUCCUGGAGAGUGGAGAUGUGAGCGGACGUCCUGUUGAGGGCUUCUCUCCUGGACAGUCAGUCAGUGGUGGAGUGUUAGGACCCUUCCCUGGAUCAGAUCCCUCCACAGCAGAGACAAGCUGGGACCCCAAUGGGACACUAGAACCGUCAGGAUAUCAGACAGGCAGCUAUAACCUCACUGAUUAUAAUGUUCCCUUCCUGGGGAUAGAGGAGGGAGACCCGGGAGUGUGUGGGUGGUGGUCGAGCUCAGAGGGUGACUCUCCUCCUGUCCCAGGAUCAAGUGAGGAUGAGGGGAGUAACCUGAUGGACUCCAGCCCCUCGCUGGUGGUCCUUGACCCCACACUACUAGACCUGCCCAGAGAACUGUUAGAGCAGGAGCUGUUUGAGUCCUACACAUACACAGGAAUCUCCUCUGCUCUCAUCACGUUCAGACCUUUCACUCUGAGAGCAGGAAGCAGAUACAUGUUGGAGGUCACAGCUAACUCCCACGAUGCAGUACUGGGGCGGACUCAGCUGUUCCUGUCCACUAGCCCCAGCCCCCGAGGGAUAACCUGUCAGGUGCAGCCUAGCAGUGGCUUCGAGAUACACACACACUUCAGCAUUUUCUGCACCUCUGGGAAAGAGGACCUGUUGUAUGAGUACAGUUUCAGUACAGGAAACAGCCCUCCUAAGAUCCUGUACCAAGGAAGAGACUUUCAGUACUACUUCAACCUGCCAUCUGGAGACCCUCAGGAUGACUAUAAAGUCACUAUCUAUACAGCGGUCCGGAACAGGUUUGGAGCAGCAACUGCACCCUGUCCUGUGACCGUCACAGUCCACCCCAGCUUCAUCAGGAACACCUCCUCCAACUCCAACCCUGAUAUGGAACUUUUUGAGUCAGGUUUGAGGAACCUGUCUGGUCUGGUCCAGUUGGGGAACAGCGUAGAGAUCCGUAACUACAUCAUCCUCCUGUCCAGCGUCCUCAACAGACUCAGCCAGGACCCCACAGCCAACACACCCACUCAGACACACACGCGCACCGCACUCAUCAACGCUGUUUGUCAGCUCGACAUCAAUGACCAGCGGUCCAUGACAGAUAACGUCUACAUGCUCAAAGACCUGAUGCACCUCACCCACCAGGUAUCGUUAGCCAGUGCCAGUGUGGUGGUGGGUCAUGUCCAGUCCAUCUCAGACCUGUUCCACGAGCCCAGUGUUCCUGUUCCCUACCUAUUGGACAGCUGGACCCUCAACACUCUGGUCACACUGCUGUCAUACAGCCUGCAGGCCACCCCCACUACUAAUGAUGUCAGACAAGACCAGGCCACUGCUGAUGAUGUCAUACAGGCCACGCCUACCCUCAAAGAACAGGCCAUACAACUCACGACUGACAGUCUGCAGACUACUGAUCAAUUACUACUGAAAUACAUCCUGUUCAAUAAGGUCGAGCAGCACAACGUAACCACCAGUGUCAUGGACCUACAGACCACUCACCACGACCGUGGUCUAACCACAGUCAUCAGCUCUGGCUCAGCCACCUUCUACCUGCCUGACUCCCUGGACCUGGUCCUGUACGGUCGUAGGAGGAGAGAAACCACAGAUGGACCACAGAGUCUCUGUGUCCUCAGCCAGCUGACCACGUUCACACACAACCUCUACUUCUGGACCAAGACACCUGUACUGCUGAGUGGGCCAGUGAUUGACCUGACUCUGUACAACUGCAGCACAAGGAGAGAGAUUCCAGUACGCUCGCUCUCCCAACCAAUCAACAUCGAGUUCCCCAAAACACCUAGAAAUGUAAGUUCUUUAUCGGAGUUCACUCUCCUGCGGAGCCAGGUGAACUACCACGGUUUCAACAUUACCCAACAGGCCUUGCAGGAGGCCAUACUGGUCAGUGUGGAAUUCACGCGGCCCCCCAACAAGACCUUUCCCAUCAUGCUCCUCUUCAGGAUGUUUGAGAGGCCGACCCCCAGCUUGUAUCACAUCCACAGCAUCCAUCACUGGGACAGAAACACCACUUACAUCACCCUGCCUCCAUCAUACCUCACUGCUGCAGGGACAGGCUACCUGGCUCUACUCAACGCUGACUACAAAAAGACCCCCAGACACAAGUACAUGAGCAGACAAGUGAACUACACAUUGAGACUGGAGUCCAGCCAGUGUCUGUCCUGGGAUCACCAGAAGGGCUGGACACACACCAGCUGCACACCUCAACUAGGACUGACCACACACACCAGGGUCAACUGCAGCUGUAGCCACUUGAGCCCAUUGACCGUGGUCCAGCAGCAGAUCCAGAGCAGCCAUGACGACUCAGCAGACCUGGCCCAGUUCAUCAGUCUCCCCAGUGAUGUGACGGUGGUGUGUGUGUGUGUGGUGUGUGUGUGUCUGUAUGCUCUGGGCAUGGUGGUGUGUAAGAGAGCUGACCUCAUCUCAGAGAGGAACCAGGGAGUCUACUACCUGUCUGAUAACGCUCCUUCAGACACACACCUCUACUCUGUUACUAUACACACCGGCCUCCGCUCCUCACCCAGCAUGACCGCCAAGGUCCAUAUUGUGCUGUAUGGGGAGGAUGGGGCGUCACAGACCAGACAACUACAUGACCCAGAAUGCCCUCUGUUCAGAAGGAACUCCAGGAACACCUUUAUACUGAGUACUGUAGACAGUCUGGGCCCUCUGUGGGGGCUGCACCUGUGGCAUGAUAACACUGGCCCCUCCCCCACCUGGUACCUCAGACAGGUGAAGGUGUGUGAGGUGAAGGGCAAGGGGCGGAGCUGGCUGUUCCUAGGCCAGUGCUGGUUGGCUGUUGACGAGGGUGACGGACAGGUGGAGAGGAGACUCAGGGUCUGUGAUCAGGGGCCAGGAUUCACCAAGCUGCUGUAUCUGAAGCUGUCAGAGUACCUGUCAGACUUCCACCUGUGGUUGUCUGUGUACAGUGGUCCCUCCCCUAGUGUGUUCACUCACACACAGCGCCUCAGUGUGUGUCUGCUGCUGCUGCUAGGCUACAUGUGUGUCAACACGUUACUCAUAUCUGGCCUCGACGACCAAUACACCUUAGAGCUGGGCAUCAUCGACGUGUCUGCCGUUUCCCUAACGACGGGGCUGUUCAGCGCGCUGGCCGUGUUGCCCGUAGCGACCUCGCUGUCCUUCCUGUUCCGUCAGCGUGAGGUCAGAGUAAAGAGGUCAGAGGUCAAACAGGACAUGGUCAGACUGCCAGACAUCUACUCUAUAGAAGCUGAUGCGCUGAUCGUGAGUGACUGUGUGUUUGACUCUCUCUCCUGGAACAAUCUGCAGCAGUGGGCACAGGAGGCCUGGAGGAAGAAAUAUGAGGGCUCAGUGCCGAAUAGGGAUCUGGUAACUCAAAGAGGAGAUCUGGUAAUACGGGGCGGUCAGGAUCUGGUAAGGGAUCUGCUGACCCAGGAGAAAGUCUCCUCAGAUUGCAACUCCAGUGGUUUUGACAACAGCUUGCUUGGCAGGUUGCUAGGCAACAGUGUCCCAGACAACAACAGCGUUUGCAAGGAGAGGGAUCGUAACCUCAACGAUAGCCCCAAACUGCUAGGCAACAACCAGGUGGGCAACAGUACCAGCAGAUGCUUAGGGGGCAGGCUCAGCCCUCUACUCCGCUGGAGUCACCUCCUAGCCUGGGUACUGUGUUUGGCCCUGGGCCUCUCCUCUCUAGUGAUCACGAUCAUCUUGGGGAUCAGGUUCAGCAGCAGUAAGACUUUACUGUGGAUCCAUUCCGUCUUCUUCUCCCUGCUCUCCUGUGUCUUCCUCAUCCAGCCAGCCAUGAUCCUUGCCGUGGCUGUGGUGGUCUCCUUCUGGCGCAGGAAUCGUCCGGACUUCUCCAGUUUCUCAGGAGUUCCUGGGUUUCAGGCAGAAACUCUGAAACUGUGGACCCAAGAUGGCUCCUGUGUCCCAGAGCUCUUCCUGCUCAGCCCUCCUCAUCCGCCCCAGGAGAGAUGCUCACACUUUGACAGGGUGCUGGCGGCCCGUCAGAGGGCUCGGUAUCUGCGUCUGGUACGCCCACCCACUUCUGGGGAGCUGAGGAGGACAGGGGGGAGGAAGAGGAGAGAAACACUCAUCCGCAAAACACUCAGGGAGAUGGCAGUGUGUGUCUCCAUGCUGUUCCUCCUGCUGUGUGUAACCUAUGGCAGCUCCUUUAGAGACCAGUAUCACCUCAACCAUGCCGUCCGAACACAGUUCACCAGGAGCCCACAUAACCCCUUCCUGUCCAUCCAAACGCAUGAGGAGUGGUGGAACUGGACCUUAACCAGUGUACUGGAUGGUCUGGACUGGGACACCUGGUAUAACAACAUAUCAGCAACUGGGAAGGCAGGUGCCGUCCAGGGAUCAUGUAUUCUGAUAGGAGAGCCCAUCUUGAGGAAGAUUGAUGUUUUCAACGCAUCCCAAUGCCAGGUGCCUCCUGUAAUGGAGACCUUGUUCCCAGAAUGCCUCACGGCAUAUCCCCCAGGUGAAAGAGUCUCUGGGAUGGCGUUACCCAUGGAGGUCGGACUUCAUAUCUGCGGUCAACUCCAGUGUUACACAGGAACUGGGACCACAGUACGACUGGGUCUAACACGGUCAGAGAUGGGGUCCAGGCUAGAAUCCCUGAGGUCAGCUGGCUGGCUGGAUAGACUAACGGUAGCCAUGGCAACCCAGUUCACCCUCUACAGCCCCUCCACCAACCUGUUCAUCAGUGUGAACCUGAUGGCCGAGAGAUUACCUGGUGGAGCUUUGCACACCUCCGCCCGUGUCCAGUCAGCUAGGGUCUACCAUUCACCUACUGUAUGGGACUACUUCAGUAUGGCAUGUCAGCUCCUUUUCCUCCUCGUCUCUCUGGUCCAGCUCGUCCUCCAGAUCUGUUCUGCUGGGGAGAAAGGCAUGCUGGGAUACUUGAGAGACCCCCAGAGUUGGCUCCAGGUCGGUAUACUCCUGGUAACCCUGGUGUACUACAUCUACUACAUCUAUCAGUCCAUUCUGACUCUGGAGGUCAUUGACCUGCUGCAGCGACACGACUUCAGGACGCAUGUGGAUGUCAGCUUACUGUCUACCUGGGAACAGCACACCCGUACACUGCGUGGCAUACUGCUCUUCCUCCUGGUGGUGCGGUGUAUGUGUUUGUCGGGGGUUAACAGAACCAUGGCCGCCUCAGUGACUCUACUCAGACUCGCCUUCUCCAGACUCCUCUGGCCAAUGCUGUCAGGAGUUGUCCUGUUGGUGGCUCUGUCCUCUGUGGGAAACCUGCUGCUCCUGAGGAGGUCCUGGGGGUUCAGCUCCCUGCCCCACUCCGUCUUCACACUCCCGUCUCUCUCCAGGGGCCAACUGGGCUCCCGGGCCCCCUCCUUGCCCAUGGCCUCUCAGCCCCACCAGCUCCACAGCCCCAAUAGCCUGUCUUUGUCUUUCUACCAUGGAGCUCUCUGUCUCACCCUCACUGUGGCCUGGACAGCAGUGUUGAUUGGUAUCGUCUCCUCGUUAGUGAGAGCUGCUAAACUAGCUGGUAGGAGGAGGAGCCUACUGACUCUCUGUGACGUGGUUGGCUACGUCAGGGGCCAGGCGGCUGUGCUCAUUGGCCAACGCAGACAGAGAUGGAGAGAUAGCCAUGCCCACAGGAGAAGUUUUUACCUGGAGGAAUUUGAGAGCCUGGUGGAUGAGCUGCAGUUUAGACUAAAUGCCUUCUCUAACAGUCUGCACCACACCCUACCUCCUAAAGAUAUCUUCUCCCCCACCCAGAGCCCCUCCAGCCUGGCCUCACAGCGCUCUGCUGCCAGUGAAACAGCACACAUGACUGAAGAGACACUUCUCAAUGAUCCCCCUGACAUCACCAGCCUCCCACUGACCUCCAGGGAACACUUACCUGACGCACACCACUACAGGUCUCAGCUUGAGUUGGAGACCCUCCACCAUCUGCAGCAGUCAGGCCAGAGGAGGCAGACCCCAGCCCCAGUUGGGGGACUCUCAAGUAGGAUUGGGACAUCCGGCAGUCUCCUGCAUAGUGGAGCACCAGGGAGGAGCUCCCGUGAGCACCUAUCAGACAGAAACCUCCAGAGCUCCACCUCCACAGGGGGGCCAAGCUACCUCUCCUCCCCAGAUUCGGUGCACCUAGCUGAGGCUUGGACAUGGGACAACAUGCCUCAGAUCCAGAGCCUAACAGGCUGGAUAGAUAAUCAGCUGGUUAAGACUGUGGUUCUGGAGAAUCAGAUCAGCCACUGGACCACUGUCGGUCGGUCUGGUAAGAAGAGCCACAGAAGUCCCAGAAAUACCCAAUGGGCUACAGUAGAGGGGCCCAGCUCCAGAUAUACCACUGCUUCUGGGGUGGUGGAGGGCCAUGGAGGGCCACACAGGACUGUGGUGGAGGUUAUGGUCCAUGGGAGACCAGAGACUGAGCCAGAGGAGGAGGGAAUUCUAGGGACAGUCAGACAGUGCUGGGGUUGACACUGUAUGGCGAGUCUAAUUAAUGAAUUAAUAAAAUAAUGAAUUAUCUUCAUCAAUAUGCUAUUCAAGAGGGAUAUUUUGAAAAAAAUAUGUUGAAAUACUCUGUGUGGAGGGAAUCAGGCUUAAUUGCAAGUAUUCAGUAGGCCACUGCUUGUGUCACCAUGUAUAUUUUCAAAAACAUUAAAUAAACAAUGUGCCCUGAUUGUAAAACAAAUAAAUAAAUGGUGUGUAAAAUACAUUCUCAAAUAAAUGGUGUGCAGGAUAGGGUGAGGGGAGCGCACACUCUUUCUUGAAAGAAUGAA